Messenger RNA from Eptesicus fuscus (big brown bat), 2871 nucleotides. RefSeq names its product SKI family transcriptional corepressor 1 (gene SKOR1). Gene Ontology annotation, cellular component: nucleus; transcription regulator complex. The record is from RefSeq and is a predicted model, not a curated record. NCBI's taxonomy places the organism in Eukaryota, Metazoa, Chordata, Mammalia, Chiroptera, Vespertilionidae. Gene Ontology annotation, molecular function: SMAD binding; DNA-binding transcription factor activity, RNA polymerase II-specific; RNA polymerase II cis-regulatory region sequence-specific DNA binding. Gene Ontology annotation, biological process: negative regulation of transcription by RNA polymerase II; negative regulation of BMP signaling pathway.
AUGUCUUUGCUGUGUGGCCUUGGGCAAGUCACUCUCCGUCUCUGGGCUCCACCUCCUCCCCAUUCCCAAAACAGGAUUUCAUUCCUAGCAGACCGGGCAUUCCUGAGGAGCGGCGGCAUGGAGGCUCUCACCACUCAGCUGGGGCCGGGGCGCGAGGGUAGCUCCUCGCCCAACUCGAAGCAGGAGCUGCAGCCUUACUCGGGCUCCAGCGCUCUCAAACCCAACCAGGUGGGCGAGACCUCGCUGUACGGAGUGCCUAUCGUGUCUCUGGUCAUCGACGGCCAGGAGCGCCUGUGCCUGGCGCAGAUCUCCAACACCCUCCUCAAGAACUACAGCUACAAUGAGAUUCACAACCGCCGCGUGGCCCUGGGCAUCACGUGCGUUCAGUGCACGCCGGUGCAGCUGGAGAUUCUGCGCCGGGCCGGGGCCAUGCCCAUCUCCUCGCGCCGCUGCGGCAUGAUCACCAAGCGGGAGGCCGAGCGCCUGUGCAAGUCGUUCCUGGGCGAGCACAAGCCGCCCAAGCUGCCCGAGAACUUCGCCUUCGAUGUGGUGCACGAGUGCGCGUGGGGCUCGCGUGGCAGCUUCAUCCCCGCGCGUUACAACAGCUCGCGUGCCAAGUGCAUCAAGUGCGGCUACUGCAGCAUGUACUUCUCGCCUAACAAGUUCAUUUUCCACUCGCACCGCACACCCGACGCCAAGUAUACUCAGCCCGACGCCGCCAACUUCAACUCCUGGCGCCGUCACCUUAAACUCAGUGACAAGUCGGCCACAGACGAACUGAGCCACGCUUGGGAGGACGUCAAGGCCAUGUUCAAUGGCGGCACCCGGAAGCGGACCUUCUCGCUGCAAGGAGGCGGCGGCGGCGGUGCUAGUGGAGGGUCGGGCGGGCAGGGGAAAGGCGGCGCUGGCGGCGGCGGGGGAGGCCCGGGGUGUGGCUCGGAGAUGGCCCCAGGCCCGCCGCCCCACAAAAGCCUGCGUUGUGGGGAGGAUGAGGCCGCCGGACCUCCCGGGCCACCGCCUCCCCACCCGCAGCGGGGACUGGGUCUGACGGCGGGAGCCAGCGGCCCUGCGGGGCCUGGAGGGCCCGGUGGAGGCGCGGGCGUUCGCAGCUACCCGGUGAUCCCAGUGCCCAGCAAGGGCUUUGGCCUCUUGCAGAAGCUGCCCCCGCCCCUUUUCCCUCACCCCUACGGCUUCCCCACGGCCUUCGGCCUCUGCCCCAAAAAGGAUGACCCUGUGCUAGGGGCGGGCGAACCUAAGGGCGGCCCGGGCGCCGGGAACGGCGGGGGCGCGGGCACUGGCGGAGGCGCGGGCGGCCCCGGCACCGGCCACCUGCCCCCGGGGGCCGGGGCCGGCCCGGGUGGCGGCGCCAUGUUCUGGGGUCACCAGCCCUCUGGGGCAGCCAAGGACGCGGCCGUGGUGUACCCGACGUUUCCCAUGUUCUGGCCGGCGGCAGGCAGCCUCCCGGUGCCGCCCUACCCCGCUGCGCAGAGCCAAGCGAAGGCUGUGGCGGCCGCGGUGGCGGCGGCGGCGGCGGCAGCGGCGGCGGCGGCGGCGGGCGGCGGCGGCGGCCCCGAGCCUCUGGACGGCGCCGAGCCAGCCAAGGAGGGCGGCCUGGGCGCCGAGGAGCGCUGCCCCAGCGCGCUGUCCCGCGGGCCGCUGGACGAGGACGGCGCGGACGAGGUGCUGCCGCCGCCGCUGGCCCCGCUGCCGCCGCCGCCGCCGCCGCCCGCGCGCAAAGGCUCCUACGUGUCGGCCUUCCGGCCGGUGGUCAAGGACGCCGAGAGCAUCGCCAAGCUCUACGGCAGCGCCCGCGACGCCUACGGCGCGGGGCCCGCCCGGGGGCCAGGGCCGAGCGCGGGGCCCGGUGGCGGCUACGUGAGCCCGGACUUUCUGAGCGAGGGCAGCUCCAGCUACCACUCCGCCUCGCCCGACGUGGACACUGCCGACGAGCCUGAGGUGGACGUGGAGUCCAACCGAUUCCCCGACGACGAGGGCGCGCCGGAGGAGACCGAGCCCGGCGCGCCCGGCGCAGGAGGCGGCCCAGACGGAGAACAGCUCGCUGGGCCCCCAUCUACCACCUCCUCGGGCGCCGAAGGUCCUACAGACUCUCCGGACGGCGGUAGCCCUUGCCCCCGGCGCCGCCCGGGGCUGCCCCCAGCCAGCCGGUCCGUAUUUGGGGAACUGGCGGCCGACGACGCGGUGCGGAGACCGGAGAGGAGCCCGCCGAGCGGGGGCUAUGAGCUGCGAGAGCCUUGCGGGCCGCUGGGGGGCCCCUCGCCGGCCAAGGUGUACGCGCCCGAGCGGGACCAGCACGUGAAGAGCGCGGCGGCGGCGGCGCUGGGGCCCGCGGCCUCCUACCUCUGCACCCCCGAGGCCCACGAGCCAGAUAAGGAAGACAAUCACUCGACCGCCGACGAUUUGGAAACGAGGAAAUCCUAUCCAGACCAAAGGAGUAUCUCCCAGCCAAGUCCUGCAAAUACAGACCGAGGCGAAGAUGGGCUCACCCUGGAGGUCACUGCAACUCAGCUGGUGGAGAAAGAUAUCGAGAACCUGGCCAGAGACGAGCUGCAAAAGCUGCUCCUGGAGCAAAUGGAGCUCCGCAAGAAGCUGGAGCGAGAAUUUCAGAGUCUCAAAGAUAAUUUUCAGGAUCAAAUGAAGAGGGAAUUGGCUUAUCGAGAAGAAAUGGUGCAACAGCUGCAAAUUGUCAGAGACACUCUGUGUAACGAACUCGACCAAGAGCGGAAGGCGCGCUAUGCCAUUCAGCAGAAGUUAAAAGAAGCCCACGACGCCCUGCACCACUUCUCCUGCAAGAUGCUGACUCCCCGCCACUGCACCGGCAACUGCUCCUUCAAGCCCCCGCUGCUGCCCUAG